Messenger RNA from Parasteatoda tepidariorum (common house spider), 1241 nucleotides. Lineage: Eukaryota; Metazoa; Arthropoda; Arachnida; Araneae; Theridiidae. The record is from RefSeq and is a predicted model, not a curated record.
UAUCAACGCACAUAUUAGCGGUUAUUUUUAUUAUAAUCUACAUUUUACUCCCUACAAAGCAUAAAACUACAGAUAGUUUGUACUUUUCCAGGUAUUUGGCAACAGGAACAUCCUUUGCUGACCUCCAUUACACCUACAAGUUGGGAAAAUCAACAAUCGCUAAUAUAGUACGACAAGUAUGCUCAGCUCUGUGGAGAGUUCUCAAACCUAUAUGCAUGCCUCCUAUCUCAGAAGAAAGAUGGAUAAAAAUCAGCAAUGAAUUUUUUAAAUAUGCAAAUUUCCCCCAUGUCUUAGGAUGUGUCGAUGGUAAGCACAUAAGGAUUGUGCAACCCUCUGGAUCUCUUUAUCACAACUACAAACAUUUUUUUUCAACUGUUCUUCUGGCAGUGUGUGAUGCAAACUAUUGCUUUCUUUAUGUUAAUGUAGGGUCUUAUGGCAAAAGUAAUGACUCCACAAUUUUCCAAGAAUCAUUGUUUUACAAACACUUAUCUGAAGAAACGUUAAACGUCCCAGCACCUAAACCAAUAACAGCAUUAGAUAACACUAGUUUAUCUUACGUAUUUCUUGGGGAUGAUGCUUUUGGUCUAUCUAAAAACAUCAUGUGUCCUUACGUAGGAAAGCAGCUUCCCCAUGUUAAAAAAAUCUUUAACUAUAGACUUUCAAGGGCUCGCCGCUACAUAGAAUGCACUUUUGGAAUAAAGGCUAACAAGUGGCGAGUAUUCCAUAGAGCUCUGAAUGUUAACAUCGAUUUUGCUGAGUCAAUUGUAUUGGCGUGCUGCGUUCUACACAAUUACGUUAGACGCAAAGAUGGCUUCAGGGAGGAAGAAACUUAUUAUCAAGCACCAUUUGAAAGUGUUGAUGGCACAUGGCAAGUUCCUCGGGCAUGUAACUACGCAAGAACUGUGAGGGACAAGUUUACGCAGUACUUCGUUACGGACGGGAAACUCCCUUGGCAAGACCGCAUGGUGUAAGCGUUUAUGUGAAAUAUACACUGCUGAUAACAUUAGUGUAUAAGAUGUUGUGAACACAAAACACUGACUUAUUUCAUAAGUGCACUCUAGUGCAUUUGUAUUACAAAUAUGUGGUACUUGUAUAAAGACAUACUGCCUUAAUUUUAUUGAUUUAACGUAUUACAAUUUGAAUAAAUGUAUCAUUAAUUAAUACUAAUUAUGCUUUGUAUAUUUACCUAAAAGUGUCUUCUCUUCCUUUGUCAUGUUUUUUUCUGCAAACACAUCCACAAU